Molecule: messenger RNA, 894 nt
Organism: Quercus lobata
Lineage: Eukaryota; Viridiplantae; Streptophyta; Magnoliopsida; Fagales; Fagaceae
Product: fasciclin-like arabinogalactan protein 12
Exons: 1
Coding region: 1-894 (297 amino acids)
Biological process (GO): plant-type secondary cell wall biogenesis
Cellular component (GO): plasma membrane
Source: RefSeq, a predicted model, not a curated record
AUGACAAAACAGGCUCUCUUCUUCUCCCUAUCAAUUUUACUUGUAUUACUCUUCCAUUGCAUCACAACUUUAGGCCAGCCCGCUGCAGCACCAGUCCAGCCAGCAAAUGCACCAGUUCAGCCUGCAAAGGCUCCAGUCCAGCCUGCCACUCCACCAGUAGUUCAGCCUGCCAAGGCCCCAGCCCCAGUCCAGUCUGCCAAGGUCCCGCCCACAAAGAAAGGUGUCCCCGAUGUCACCAAAAUCCUUGCAAAGGCUGGAGGGUUCUCAGUCUUUAUCCGCCUCUUAAAAAGUACUGGAGUAUCUGACCAAUUAUACGGCCAGCUCAACAAUUCAAAUAAUGGCUUUACCAUCUUUGCUCCUACUGAUGCUGCAUUUUCCAGCCUCAAAGCGGGCACUAUAAACUCAUUGUCCGACCUGCAAAAGACCCAACUAGUACAAUUUCACAUAUUAAACACAGUAGUUACUCUGUCAAAUUUCCAAACUCUGAGCAAUCCAGUGCCCACAGAGGCCGGAGAUGCUGGUGAGUUCCCACUAACCGUGACCACUGCUGGCAACCAAGUGAACAUCUCUAGUGUUCUUGUUAAUACCACGUUGGGUGGAACUGUGUAUUCGGAUAGCCAGCUUGAUAUUUAUCAAGUGGAUCAAGUGCUUCUUCCUCUUGACAUUUUUAAUCCUAAGCCAAAGCAUAAGGCACCAGCCUCGGCACCAACAUUGUCAAAGCCUAAGUCUUUGAACAAUGGUGCAGAUGCAGAUGCAGAUGCAGAUGCAGACACUCCUUCUGUUGCUGCAAAAGUGGAUGAGUCUGGAGCACUGGGUCUCAAGAGGCAUGGAAAUGGAAUAUUGAUGUCCAUUGGAGCUGCUCUAGUUGCAUUCAUUGUCACGAAGGGACUUUGA